Caenorhabditis angaria is the source of this 1671-nucleotide messenger RNA. The record is from the annotation of a GenBank genome assembly. Lineage: Eukaryota; Metazoa; Nematoda; Chromadorea; Rhabditida; Rhabditidae.
AUGUCGAACAAAGAGUUUUACUUUGCUAUUAUUGGCCAUUUCGAUCAACCAAUUUUCGAAAUGGAUUUUCCAAGCAGCGAGAAGAAAUCGAAAGAAAAUGCGGAUACCAGGUACCUUUUUUUGGGUUUUGAAAAAACAGGGAAUUUGGGGGAAAUCUGAAUUGGAACAUUUUAUUUGAAAAAUUAAUUGAUCUGAAAAAUAGUGGAAUUUCAGAUUAAUUUUCUGACAAGGGAACCUUUUUUACUCAACACUUCAAAUCAUGAUGAAAUUUGGUCCAUGGACAGCUAUUGGGGUCAUAAGAACACCCUAAAAAUUUUAGUUACCCAAUGGACCUCUGAGCCAAGUUCUGGGCUCUCAAAAGUUCAAAAAUUGCCAAAAUUGGCUCAUAAAAGUCAUCAUAACUCCAUUUCAAAAUAAUUUUCAUGAGAAAUAAAGUUUCAGAUAUUGAUGAGCAUGAUCGAUUACCUAAAAGUAAAUCAAUAAAAAAUAUUUUUUCAAAAAAUUUUGAAGUUUUUUAUUUUUCGGCUGAAAAUUCACGAAAAUUCAUAUGUGCCCCUGCUCAUUCAUUUUUCCAAAAUCAAACAUUUUUCUGAAAAUUUGAUUUAUUGAUGCUUUUUGGGUAAAUCGGCCACGCUGAUCAUCAUCUGCUAUUCAGUUAUUCAUAAAAUUGAUCGAGAAUUGAGUUAUGACGUGUUUUAUGAGCCAAUUUUGGCAAUUUUUGAACUUUUGAGAGCCCAGAACUUGGCUCAGAGGUCCAUUGGGUAACUAAAAUUUUUAGGGUGUUCUUAUGGCCCCAAAAGCUGUCCAUGGACCAAAUUUCAUCAUGAUUUGAAGUGUUGAGUAAAAAAGGUUCCCUUGUGAAAAAUCAAUAAAAUGUUGAUUUUCAGCUAGAAGAAUUUGAUUUCGUCGAACUUAUUGAAAAAUCCAGUUUUUCGUGUUACGUUCAAUUUUUGUGGAAAUGAAUUUUAAGUUCAUUAAAUCUGGAAAUCUUAAUUUUCUAGAGGUUAUUUUCAAUUUUUCAGAUGCCUGAACUUAUGUCAAAAAUUUUCUAGAGUCAAGAUUUACAAUUAGAUUUUUCAUAAAUAUUCAGAUCUUUCCCCGAAAUGUGAGCACCCUGGUUCAACUAGAAAUCCCAAAAAAAUGUUCCGAUUCAGAAUUUCCCCAAACACACAAUUAAUUUUUUAAUUGUUUUUUUCCAGACAUUUGAAUCAUUAUAUUGGACAUGCAGCCCUUGAUAUUGUUGAUGAAUAUGCCCUCACAACUCCGCAAAUGUAUUUGAAGGUAUGCUGUCAUUUUUUUUAAAUAUUUACUGAUAACAAUUUUUUUCGAAAAUGAUAAUAAUCAUACAAAAAAUCGCACCAAUAACAAUUAUUACGAUGAUGAUGAUUAUGAUAAUUAUGAAAUUCAAUGACGCAAAUAAAGUCCAAAGUCUUUCAGAUGGUUGACAAGUUCAACGAAUGGUACGUGUCAGCAUUUGUAACAGCAAGUCGUAUUCGAUUCAUCAUGUUGCACACUCAAAGAUCCGAUGAGGGAAUCAAGCAGUUUUUCCAAGAGAUGUAUGAGACAUAUAUCAAACAUUCAAUGAAUCCGUUUUAUCAAAUUGAUGGACAUAUUGAUUCGCCUGCAUUUGAGCAAAAAGCUGUUUUGUAUGGCAAGAAGUAUUUGUCAUAA